AUGUCUCUUAUUGGCUCUGUUGAUCAGGGAACUUCAUCAACACGUUUUACAGUAUAUGCACCAUCAGGUGAAGUUAUCACAGGCCAUCAAACUCCAGUUUCAAGAACUACUCCAAAGCCAGGAUGGGUUGAACAAGAUCCACUUGAAAUCAUUAACAGUGUUCGAGUCUGUCUUAAUGCUGUAGCAACUAAACUCGAAUCUAUGGAUCGAUCACCAAAAGAUGUUAUUGCAAUUGGCAUUACAAAUCAAAGAGAAACACUCGUUAUUUGGGAGAAAUUCACAGGAAGGCCGCUUUAUAAUGCAAUUGUUUGGUGUGAUGCAAGAAACGCUGAUGUAGUUGAUGAACUUGCCAAAAAAUAUGGCGGAACAAAUGCAUUUGCCGAAAAAACCGGUCUUCCACUUUCUACAUACUUUACAGCCACUAAGCUUUUAUGGCUUCGCAAGAAUGUGCCAGAAGUUCAGAAGGCUCUCGAUGAAAAAACUUGUUUAAUCGGAACCAUCGAUACUUGGAUUACUUGGUGCCUUACAGGUGGUCAUACUCACGUUACCGAUGUUACUAAUGCAUCAAGAACGAUGCUCCUUGACAUUCAGAAGCUUGAAUGGGAUAAUGAAAUGUUAAAAGUUUUCGGAAUCCCACGGCAAGUUCUUCCAAAAGUUGUCUCUUCAGCCGAAGUUUAUGGAUGUGUUACUGACGAAUACGGAGCUUUUGAAGGUUGCGCGAUUUCCGGAAUGUUAGGUGACCAACAAGCUUCAUUAGUAGGAACAAAAUGCAUGCGAAAAGGAACAGCGAAAAUUACAUACGGAACUGGCUGCUUCUUGCUCUGUAAUACAGGUGAAACUCCCGAAUUCUCAAAAAGUGGCUUAAUUACAACAGUUGGAUACAAACUAGGCCGCAGAUCACCAGUCUGCUACGCUCUAGAAGGCUCUGUCGCUACCUGCGGCAUGGCUGUUCAAUGGCUGAACGACAUUUUAGGCAAAUCAGAAACAAUUUCAGAACUUGCCUCUUCUGUCGAAGACAGUGGUGGUGUAUACUUUGUUCCAGCAUUCUCAGGACUUCUUUGUCCGUACUGGAAGCCAGAUGCUCGAGGUACAUUUAUGGGAAUUACUGGUUACACACAACGCGGCCACUUUGCAAGGGCAGUACUUGAGGGCAUUGCCUUCCAAGCAUCAGAUGUCCUUGCCUGCAUCGAUAUCCCGCUCAACGAAGUUAGAGUUGACGGAGGAUUGUCGAGAUCUGACUUGUUACUCCAAUUCCAGGCAGAUCUGCUCAACAUAGAUGUACUCAGAGGUGCAAACGUAGAGGCUACAUCGAAAGGAGCAGCAAUUGCCGCUGCUUACGGAAUCGGAAUGGCCGGAGCAGGAAUUAUUACUGGAGACGAGGAAUGCAAGACAUUCUCUCCAAUGGUGUCGGAUAGAAAACGAUCAUUCAAGCUCAAAAUGUGGAAGAAAGCUAUCCAAAGAUCUAUGGAUUGGCUUGAACAAGAGGAAGAAGAUGAAUCGGAUUAA
Messenger RNA from Trichomonas vaginalis G3, 1506 nucleotides. Its product is annotated as GlpK family. Gene Ontology annotation, cellular component: mitochondrion. Lineage: Eukaryota; Parabasalia; Trichomonadida; Trichomonadidae. The record is from RefSeq and is a predicted model, not a curated record. Gene Ontology annotation, biological process: glycerol-3-phosphate biosynthetic process; triglyceride metabolic process; glycerol metabolic process. Gene Ontology annotation, molecular function: glycerol kinase activity. Bases 1 to 1506 code for a protein of 501 amino acids. The transcript has a single exon.